Mobula hypostoma (lesser devil ray) is the source of this 2206-nucleotide messenger RNA. It is a transcript of the gene rh50, whose product is annotated as Rh50-like protein. Lineage: Eukaryota; Metazoa; Chordata; Chondrichthyes; Myliobatiformes; Myliobatidae. Bases 111 to 1541 code for a protein of 476 amino acids. Gene Ontology annotation, biological process: ammonium transmembrane transport; ammonium homeostasis. Gene Ontology annotation, molecular function: ammonium channel activity. Gene Ontology annotation, cellular component: plasma membrane. The record is from RefSeq and is a predicted model, not a curated record. The transcript has a single exon.
CAGCGCUAGGACGCGAAGAAACACCAGGCUGGCGCAGGGUGACCAGUGCUAAACCAGCUGAAACCGCUACACAGUCCGCGGAGCUUUUGUUGUACAACCUCAGGGGGGAGAUGUCCGCUGUACGGUGCCGACUGCCCUUCCUAGUAAUAUUCCUGGAAGGGAUUUUACUUGUGCUGAUCGCACUGUUUGUGACUUAUGAUGACCACUCCGAUGCUGCCGCCCAGGGCAAUGAGACUGAUCACAGCCGUAACCAACUCUAUGCAAUCUUCCCUGUUUUCCAAGACAUCCAGGUGAUGAUCUUUGUGGGCUUUGGACUCCUCAUGGGCUUCCUAAAGAAGUACGGUUACGGAGGAAUCGCCUUCACUUUUAUGAUAGCGGUGUUUUCCGUUCAGUGGGCUCUGCUAGUGCAAGGCUGGUUCUAUCACUUCUACGAGGGCAAGAUCCACAUCGGGGUAUACAACCUGCUGACGGCUGAAGCCGUCUGUGCCACUGUCAUGAUCUCCUUCGGAGCCGUGCUCGGCAAAACCAGCCCCGUGCAGAUCCUCAUUCUAGCUCUUCUGGAAGUCCCAAUAUUCACUGCAACCGAGUGGAUUAUUAUAGAACUGCUAAAAAUCAAGGACGUCGGGGGGUCUAUCACCAUCCACUUGUUUGCUUGCUAUUUCGGGCUAAGUGUCACCACGGUGUUAUACAGACCCGGUUUAAAAGACGGGCACAAGGACGAGGGCCCAGACUAUAACUCCGAUAAGUUGGCCAUGCUGGGGACCCUGUUGCUCUGGGUCUUCUGGCCAAGUUUUAACUCAGUCUUUGCAUCGACUGGGGACGGCCAGCAUCGCGCUGUGCUGCACACUUACAUAGGGCUCAGCUCGUGUACCCUCACCACCUUCGCUAUAUCCAGCCUACUGGACAAGCGCGGCAAAAUUAACAUCGCUCACAUCCAGAACGCUGCCCUGGCCGGUGGUGUGGCGGUGGGCUCUGCUGCUGAUAUGAUGGUCACUCCAGCCGGGGCAUUCACCUUAGGUUGCAUCGCUUCCGUCCUCUGCACGUUGGGAUUUAAAUACUUGUCACCCUUCCUCGCAAAAAGACUCAAAAUCCAAGACGUAUGUGGCAUCAAUAACCUGCACGGCAUUCCCGGCUUCAUAGGGGCGAUAGGCGGCAUUGUGACUAUCCUAUUGACAAAUGAUGAGAUGUACGGCCACGGCUUGUAUGAUACCUUCCCCGAAAGAGUCCCCAAGCAAGGCGACGAGAGGUUGGCCGAACUGGUCCGGGUGCUCCCGCAACUGAAGGCUGGAAGUGGGCGAACUGCAUGGGACCAAGCACAGUAUCAACUAGCGGCAAUGGGUGUGUGUUUAGGCAUCGCUGUCCUGGGAGGGACCAUCACCGGCUUCAUACUGAAACUACCCUUCCUAGCCCAGCCAAAAGACGAGUAUUGCUUCAACGACGGCCCUUAUUUUGAAAUGCCAGAAGUGGAAGAGAAAGAAGAAUUUGAAUUUAGUGAUAAAAAUAAUGCGAACAACGAUCAACGCCUUAAAUUUCCAGUUUGAUUUCAACUGCUUAGGAUGCACGUGCAUCGAUCUUGCGUCAGUUUUCUGGACGUGCAGCGAUAGAAACACACGCUGUGGUCUGCGUAUUUUAAGCUAAUUGUCCAAUGCUUUACCAGAUAUACUUAUUAAAGAGAAGCCUUUAACCCGAAUUGAGUUGAAAAUUACUGUUUGGCAUCGCGGAACGCCUUAUAUUAUAAGUGAUUGAAAAAUCAGGACGUGCUCACUCCUCCAAAAAUCAUUCACAACUCCUGCAUAUUCUUAUCUGAGCUUUAGACUAAAACAUUACUCGGAAUGUGAAUCAGAAAAUGUUUCUCAUACUUGUUUAAAAAUGAUUUGCCCUAUUUUCCCACCUACAACAUACGGCGAAUGAGGCAUAAAUUUACAAGUCUGUGGUACCUGCUUCUUAACACGCUGUGACACGCUAAUCAUAAAUGUCAAUCUCAGUGCUACCUGCCAGGCCAACUCUGUCCAGACGAGACACUCAGCCAGUGCUUGUGUAAGAGUGAGUUUCCAUUUUUCCUUUUUAUAAGUCAGUAACUGAUUGCUCUUUAACUUCACACUAUAAGAUUUUAAUAGCAACUUUUUAGACCAGACAAAAUUAAAAGAAUUUUAUUUGCAAUGAAUAAGGUAAUGAAUAGUUUUAAGAAAUUCAAAUAAAGUUGUUC